Molecule: messenger RNA, 2242 nt
Organism: Molossus molossus (Pallas's mastiff bat)
Lineage: Eukaryota; Metazoa; Chordata; Mammalia; Chiroptera; Molossidae
Gene: G6PC1
Product: glucose-6-phosphatase catalytic subunit
Exons: 5
Coding region: 60-1133 (357 amino acids)
Biological process (GO): gluconeogenesis; glucose 6-phosphate metabolic process
Cellular component (GO): membrane
Molecular function (GO): glucose-6-phosphatase activity
Source: RefSeq, a predicted model, not a curated record
AUCACCACCACGUCUGCAAGGGCUCAGCUGACGGCUUCCUGAGGGGCCAAGGAGUGAGCAUGGAGGAAGGCAUGAAUGUCCUGCAUAACUUUGGGAUCCAGUCAACACACUACCUCCAGGUGAAUUACAAGGACUCCCAGGAUUGGUUCAUUCUGGUCUCCGUGAUUGCAGACCUCAGGAAUGCCUACUAUGUCCUCUUCCCCAUCUGGUUCCAUCUUCGAGAAGCUGUGGGCAUCAGACUCCUCUGGGUAGCUGUGAUUGGAGACUGGCUCAACCUCAUCUUUAAGUGGAUUCUCUUUGGGCAGCGCCCUUACUGGUGGGUCCUGGACACAGACUACUACAGCAAUACUUCUGCGCCGCUGAUAAAGCAGUUCCCGGUCACCUGUGAGACUGGACCAGGGAGUCCCUCUGGCCAUGCCAUGGGUACAGCAGGUGUAUAUUAUGUGAUGGUCACAUCCACCCUCUCUAUCUUUCGGGGAAAGAAAAAGCCGACCUACAAAUUUCGGUUUUUGAACGUCAUUUUGUGGUUGGGAUUCUGGGCCGUGCAGCUGAACGUCUGUCUGUCACGAGUCUACCUUGCUGCUCAUUUCCCCCAUCAGGUUGUGGCUGGAGUCUUGUCAGGCAUUGCCGUGGCUGAAACUUUCCACCACAUCCGGAGCAUCUACAACGCCAGCCUCAAGAAAUACUUCCUCAUUACCUUCUUCCUGUUCAGUUUUGCCAUUGGAUUUUACCUGCUACUGAAGGGGCUGGGUGUAGACCUCCUAUGGACUCUAGAGAAAGCCAAGAGAUGGUGCGAGCGGCCAGAAUGGGUCCACAUUGACACCACACCCUUUGCCAGCCUCCUGAAGAACCUGGGGACCCUCUUUGGCCUGGGGCUGGCUCUCAACUCCAGCAUGUACAGGGAGAGCUGCAAGGGCAGGCUGAACAAGUCGUUCCCGUUCCGCCUCAGCUGCAUCGUGACCUCCCUCGUUCUCCUGCACAUCUUUGACUCUUUGAAACCCCCAUCCCAAACUGAGCUGAUCUUCUACGUCCUGUCCUUCUGCAAGAGUGCAGCAGUGCCCCUGGCAUCUGUCAGUCUCAUCCCCUACUGCCUUGCCUGGCUGCUGGGCCAGCCACACAAGAAGUCUUUGUAAGGAAUGUGGAGACUUCAGUAUUUAAAGUCAAUGACUGUGCCAAGGAUUGAGGGCAACGAGCGUCUUCUGCCAGCCCACUUUGAGGCCAGAAGUGCCAGCAUCAGCUUGGGUGACCCCCUUCGUCCUAUGCAAUUCUAAUCGUAUUGGGGGAUGUUUUUUGAAAAGCGAAUAAGGGUAUUUGAGAAAGCCUUGUCUGUUAGAAGUGGGUAGUUCAGGAGUUUUCCCUGAAGACUUGUUCUUCCAUUAGAGGUACAAAAGUCAGACUUCCAGGUAGGGACAGCUCAGUCGCAGGCUGGGAAUCCCACCUGAGAAUGUUCUACCCAUGCUCAUUCUGACCCAGAAAAGGAGAAAAGAGAAGUGGAUUUGAUAGGAAAAGGAUGGAUAAAGGAGGAUUUUUUAGUAUCUUAAAUAUCAUGCAAAUUUUGUCCAACAAUAGCUACAUGGCUUUGAUUGUACUUAAAUCUUUAGGUAAGAGACUCUCAAUAGUGGAGGACCAACCUAAAGAGUAAUUAGUGGAGUAAUUCUGCAUCUUGCAUUUUUCUAUUUUAUAUCUGUGGUCAUUGUAUUUACUAAGAUUUCUGAAUGGCUGCAGUGACCUAGAUUUGUACUAAGCCAGAGGGUUCAGGCGUAGUCAGCUUCUAUCAUUCUAGAUCUUCCUCUUAUUUUCCCAGCUCUGCUUUCCCCAGAAUUUCUCACUGGCCCACACCUGCCCUGCUGGGUAUUCAGAUGCCUAAAGGUGACUCUGUGGUGGUGCUUUUGUUAUGUUUCAGUUAAGCUCUGAAAUCUUGGGGGAAAAGGUAAGGAGAGGGCAAGGAGAGGCAAGGAUUUCCCUCUCCAGAAGGUUACUCCAAUGUUACUUUUGAUUCCUGGAGGACAACCGUGACUCCUUUCUCUAUCCUAAACCAACCAAGAGCACAUCCUUGGAGGGAAACCCUCCCUGCCUGUUCUCCAGUCUCAGCUGAUUUGCAGAAUAUGUCCUUAAAAAAAAAAAUGCUGAAGCCUAUUUAUUUGAGAGUCCUUGUUUUUGCUACUAAUUAUGUAGUUCACCAUAUAUUAUCAUUCACACCAACCUUCCUGGUCAUUACAUCUUUAAAAAGAAAAAUAUGUAU